CGCCGCAUCCUGUGCUCCAAAAAAAUCUUCCAGGAUGAUCGAUCUGCAGAGGAGGAAUUUGCAGACCGUCGCCGAAUGCGAUACCAUCGAAUUGGAUUCGCUCGAGGCGCAAUCGGUGAAUGUUGAAGAGGAACAACAUGUUUUGGAUAAUGCGAAUGUUUCCAAUGAGACUGUAAUUCGACAAACUAAUCAGCGCAGCUUAAAUCUGGACGGGAUUUACCGAAGCCAGAAAGGCAAUAAUAGGGAGGACAUGCUUUAUGUGGAGGAUAUCAUUUUACCGGAAAGAUCUCUGAGGACGUUGCAGGACCUGCGUGUGCUCAGCGCCAGGUCUAACGAUCUUCAAGCAUUCCCGAUGAGCAUCCUAAAAUUAGUUUCCCUUUUGUGCCUUGAUCUCUCCAACAAUAAUUUACUCACCAUACCUACCGAGAUAAAUAAGUUGAUCAAUUUGCAAGAACUUGUCUUGGAUCAGAAUGUGCUAAGUGUAUUGCCGGCCACUGUAUGGGACUUGAGGUACUUGAAGGUGCUACGGAUUGCACAGAACAGGUUGGCCCUUCCGCCCGACAAAUUUGCAGACAUGAGAGCCCUCGUCCUUCCAGAAACUGAAUAUAAACCCGAAAAUUCCACGAAAACGAACGUGUUGACAAAUUUGAAUUUGAGAGGAAAUCGUUUGAAGGGUAACAUCAUUUUAGGCAAUUAUGGCAGUCUAACGGAAUUAGAUGUGAGCGAAAACAAUAUCGAAAGUUUGGAUUUAACAGCCGUCGAACAUUUGCAAGUCUUGCAAUGCUCUCGCAACAAUUUAACGAAUUUAACGCUUUAUGGUAAAAAUCUGACGUCGAUAAUCGCCGGAAAUAAUAGGAUUCAAUAUUUGAAUGCAACCUCACCUCCUUUGAAUUUGAAGCAUAUGGAUGUUUCGUACAAUGAAUUGGAAACUCUGCCCGAUUGGUUAUCGGGUUGUCAGGAGUUGAGGUCUUUGUUUGCAAGUAAUAACAAUUUGAAGCUCUUACCCGAUCAUCUAUUUUGCAACGAAAUGCCUUACCUGCACACAAUACAGUUGGCUUAUAAUCAUCUGCAGCAUUUACCCAGCAUACAGAGGAAGUUACCAAUACAAGAGCUGUUCUUGCAAAACAACAGUUUGUCGAAUAUACCAGAGAAUUUCUUCAAGUGCGUCAACAGCAUUAAAGUGUUAAAUCUAUCCAACAACAGAUUGUGCGAUUUGCCACAGCCGGAUCAAGAGUUGAAAAUAGAAAAAUUAUUCUUAACGGCUAAUUGUUUAUCUGAUAGGGCUUUGGAUAAAAUAUGCAGGUUUUUGAGGAACAUACGUAUACUGCAUGCCGCUUAUAAUAAUUUCACAGCGAUGCCCGAGAAUUGCUCAAUUUACUGGAAUGAAAUCGAGGAGCUCGUUUUUUCCGGGAACAAAUUACUCAAAUUACCAGAUAAUAUUGGCCAAUUGAGGCACUUGAGUGUUCUACGAGUACAUUCAAAUCUAUUGCAAAAUAUACCGAAACUUUCAAAAUUGACUGCUUUAAGAGUGUUAGAUCUUGCGCACAACCAAUUGGAUCGUAUUGAUUUGUCCGCUUUGAUUCCACCCAAUUUGAAGUUUUUGGAUUUAUCUUGUAACACCAAAUUGCAUGUUGAUUCUCAACAAUUUCACAACUAUCGUACUCAAAGACCUAUGAGUUUGGUGGAUGUUAGUGGUAAGAAUAGAACUAGUUUACCAGUAAGUCCAUCUCCGUUUUGCGAGAAUGAUUUGACAGAGGCUUGCUGGAGCGUCGGAUUUUCCGAAACAUCAGGUUCCAAACAGCGAUUAUAUGUGUCUCAGAUUAGAUUGCCCGCAUUUUGCAACACUGAAGGCUUAUUUGGUAUUUUUGAUGGGGAGAACAACAGCGAUAUGCCGGUUGCCGUGGAGAAAGUCGUACCAAGAAUUCUCUUAGAGGAGAGAACCGUUAAAGAAACAUCAGUUGAUUACAUGAAAUACACGAUGCUCUCGGCGCAUAGAGAAUUAAGAGAUAAAGGACAAAAGCAUGGGAUGAAUGCUAUUAUUAUUCACAUUUUAAAGUCUAAAGUGAAUGCGGACUAUUCCUUCUGCGGAGGAGUAAAAAAGUACGUGAUGAGAAUAUCCAGUGUUGGAGAAGCUAGGCUGGUUCUUGGAAGAUCUGCAGGUCCCAUCCGUUUAUUGCCUACCAAACAAAGGAAACAAAUUCGCACCAAUCCUCAAUUACAAUUAAUGGUACCUGACCCUGAUGUUACGGAAAUAUAUUUGGAUGAGCAGGACGAAUACAUGAUCAUUGCAAAUAAAAAUCUUUGGGACGUAAUGAACCCAGAAACUGCUAUAAAAGAAGUCAGUCUGCAGAGAAAUGUCAUUUUGGCAGCUAAGCGUUUGCAAGAUUUGGCUCAGAGUUACGGUGCUGAAGAGAAUCUGAGUAUAAUAGUGGUUAAAUUUAAUCUGAUUGGUUCGGAUGUUGAUUUGCUCAUGAAAGAGCUCAGGCAAACUAUCAGAAAGAACAAAUUUCAGAGCGAGAUUCCAAAUUCGUGUCAACCUGGUUGCUGUUGUGAAGCUUUGAACAAUGAAUGUGUAAAUUGCAUUGAGAAACUGACAAUGCCUAUACUAGUGCAUGAUGAUAGAUCUUCUCCAAGUGGACAAAGCGAACACGCUUGUAGCGAUUGCAAUUCACCGGCAAAGCUGUUUAUAAACCAACUUAAUAAACAAAAUGAAAUUAGGUCAUUGAGAUCAGUAACACCUUCACAUUUCGAAGCUGCAGAAGUAAAGGCUUCUCCAGAGAGGCGAAGUUACAGGGGAGUCGCUAAAGCUUUGAGAGCGCGCAGAGAAGAGGAUAAAGCAAGGGAAGAAACGGAUUCGGCAAUGUCCGAGGAACAGUUCAAAUGCUGGGAGUAUAUGCUUGAACAGAACACGCAGCUCUUGUUCGAUAAAGAGUUGAAUACUUUAAAUAAAGGUUUGAGAAGUAAAAAUCCGACUUUGUCGCGUAGUAGCCCUCACUUGCCAGAUUUAGGGAGCUCUUCCAGUGCAGCUGGAUCUUUUUUAUCUAGACAAUUUGGAAGUGCAAGAUCUUUCAAUCCAAUAGUUUCUAGACCUGCUUCACGAUUAUCUUUGGAUAAAAAAUUGGUCGGUGGACCCCAUGCCGCAUAUUUUGGAAGCCUUCAACGUCUGAUGCCCUACAAUCUCGAAUACGAUUUUGCAGUGAUGCAAGAACGAGGUUUAGUUGAUUCCUUGGAUUUGGAUCGCAUGCAACAGUAUUGGGGAGUUACCACUACAGAGCUUUAAUUAGCCUGAAUGGCUGUAUAUUAUU
This is a messenger RNA of Nicrophorus vespilloides, 3305 nucleotides long. RefSeq names its product protein phosphatase PHLPP-like protein (gene Phlpp). The coding region runs from base 35 to 3280 and encodes 1081 amino acids. Gene Ontology annotation, molecular function: protein binding. The transcript is spliced from 6 exons. The record is from RefSeq and is a predicted model, not a curated record. NCBI's taxonomy places the organism in Eukaryota, Metazoa, Arthropoda, Insecta, Coleoptera, Silphidae.